AAUUUCCGUCGGAAGAAUAGUUGUUUUCGACGGAAUAUUCCGUUAGAAGGUUGUAGGUUCCGACGGAAUUCAGCCGUCGGAAUGUUGCGACGGACUUCACAUUUUAGUCAAACUUGACUCUGACAGAACAAAAUCCGUCGGAAAUUCUGUCGUAAUGGACCUUUCCGACGGAAUUUCCCUCGGAAUAUCGCGAAAUUCCUACUAACUGUAAUGCGACGACGCCUUCCGACGGAAUUCCGUCGGAAAUGGGAAUUUCCGACGGAAUUUCGGGGUUUUCUGACGGAUAUUUUCCGUCAUUGAUGGGCUGUUUUCUAGUAUUUAAUGUUAACAUGGAAAAUUAAAUGCUAAGGAUGUUCCAAAUCAAGGAUAUAAGAAAGAGUCUGUUUUCUGUAAACUUCCAUGCUGGAAAAAUUUAUACGUCAGACACUUUCUUGAUGUGAUGCAUAUUGAGAAGAACAUAUGUGAAAGUGUGGUUGGCACACUUCUGUAUAUUCCUGGCAAGAGUAAGGAUGGGAAAAAAGCAAGGAUGGACUUAGCUGACAUGAAUAUCAUAACAGAGUUGCAUCCUGUAACGGAGGAAGGUCGUACCUAUCUCCCUCCUGCAUGUUAUACUCUAAGCAGAUUGGAAAAAGGGUGUUUUGUGAGUCCCUAUAUGGAGUUAAGGUUCCUGAUGGGUAUGCCUCAAACAUAAAAAAAAUUCGUGAAGAUAAAAGACCUAAAACUAAUAGGUUUAAAAUCUCAUGAUAACCAAAUUAUAAUGGAGCAUCUAUUACCCGUUGAUAUUCAGUCCAUUUUGCCUGAACAUGUCCGAGAUUCUAUCACUAAUCUUUCCAUUUUCUUUAGUGAGAUAUGAAGCAAAGAAAUUGACCCUUUGAAGCUUCCAGACUUGCAAAAGCGUCUUGUUUUUACUUUAUGUCAGUUAGAGAUGUACUUUCCUCCAUCUUUUUUUGACAUAAUGGUCCGUUUAACAUUGCACUUAGUUAGAGAAGUCCAAUUAUGUGGACCUGCUUACAUGAGAUACAUGUAUCCUGUUGAGAGGUACAUGAAGAUUUUAAAAAGUUAUGUUAAGAAUGGGAGUCGACCAGAAGGUUGCAUCGUUGAGAGAUAUUUAAUGGAAGAAGUUGUUGACCUUUGUAGUCACUACCUGACUAAUGUUAAAGCUAUAGGGAUUCCUAAGCCUAGAAAAACAGUAGGCUUAGAAGGGAAGGGAAUCAUGGGAAAUGAAGUGCUGACUAUAUCUCCUUUGUUGUGGCAUCAAGCACAUUUGUAUGUAUUGCAUAAUAGUCCAUAGGUACGUGGAAGAACACUUAAUGAGUUAAAGAGCCUUUAUUCAAGAAAGAAUGAGAAAUGGAUAAAUGAUGAACACAAUUCCUCUUUUGUUGAAUGGUUAAAAAUACGGAUUGCUGAUGAACUGAUCCAUUCCCCAUCUACUGUUUCUGAUAGAUUAAAGUGGUUGUCUCGAGGUCCUCGUAGAGAUGUCAUAUCAUAUUCUGGUUAUCAGUUGAAUGGGAAUACAUUCUGCACUAAGGAUAGAGACAAUGAGACUACAAUGCAGAAUAGUGGGGUGACUAUUGUGGCACAAGCUAUGCAUAUCUCUAGUGCGAGAGACAAAAAUCCAAUUUAUGCAAAAAUGUCUUAUUAUGGGGUAAUAGAGCAUAUUUGGGAACUGCACUAUUGCUCUUUUAGACUUCCUAUUUUUGGUUGUAAAUGGGUCAAUAAUAAUAAUGGAGUUUAGGUGGAAAAAGGCAUGUUUUCACACUUAUGGAAAUAAAUAGAAUGGGUAGUAAAGAUGACCCAUUAGCGUAGCGGCGCAUACACAAUCAAUUCCAUCAGGGUUUGUACGUGUCGGCGUUGAUUAUGCUAUUGAGAAGGAAACACCUCUGCUGUGCCACUUGAAUGUGAAGCAAGUAUUAUUAGGGAAGCUAUAGGGACCAUUGUAUUUUGGCCUAUAGAACUUGUGGUUCUUGAUAAUAUGUAUAUGAUACAUCAGCAUAUAUAAAGGUUGUAAAGUCAUCGAAACAACGAGAGCAAAAAAGUACAUCAAUCUCCAAAUCACCAACCCCUCAUACGGCUAGAACAUUAUCUGCUACUGAAUUACAAAAUGUUUCCUUAGGACGUGAAAUAUUAGUAAAUGUAGAUACCCUUCCAGAGAAUCUCAUGAUGUUUUAAAAGUAUGUUUUGAAGAUGAACAAGAGCGAACAAAUAAGAAUUCCCAUUGACAUUGGAAUAGCAAGUCAAAACAAGGAACUAUUUCUUGGCAAGGAGGAACUUUUACAAUUCCUAGCCCAAGAACAAAUUGGAGUCAGUCAUAUUUUGGCAUUUAUGUCAAAACUGUGUCUUGGUUGCUUUGUGAUGGGAGCGUCUCCUAUAUUUGGGUUCUUAUGCCCAUCAGGUUACAUUGGAUAUUAUCCGUGAUUGAUCCUUACAAUAAUACUGUAUAUUACUUGGAUUCUUUAUGUGAAGAUGGCACAACAGGAACAAAAAGAGACAUAAUAUCUGAUUUACAGGAUAUUGUUAACACAGCAUUAUUUCAAUUUCAAAGUGAUAGAGAAAUUACCACAAAACUGAAGAUGAAUACGAAAUGGCUAAAGAUAAAAUGUCCACAACAACCGAAUUGCAUUAAUUGCGGACAUUAUGUUAUGCGAUUCAUGAAAGAAAUAAUCUCGCACACACGCACUCAAAUUCCAGAAAAUUACUUUUCAGAUUGUCAAUUUCCAAAAUACGACCAAGAACAGAUUGAUGAAGUAAGGAUUCACUGGGUGCGAUAUGUUUUACAGCAAAUUUAGAUUAGAGAUAUCAUCGUAUUAUAAUCGCGAUGUAAAUUUGGAGAUAUAAUAAGACAUUUAUCUCAAAAUUUUAGUUUACAAUGUUUAGGUUUGUGCAAUACAAUUUUUUGAGAGAUAAUUGCUACGUAUUUGUGAAAAAAAAAAAUGUAUCAUUGUUUUUUUAUGAAAUUGAAGGAAAGUAU
Molecule: messenger RNA, 2968 nt
Organism: Chenopodium quinoa (quinoa)
Lineage: Eukaryota; Viridiplantae; Streptophyta; Magnoliopsida; Caryophyllales; Amaranthaceae
Product: ubiquitin-like-specific protease 1
Exons: 6
Coding region: 2382-2786 (134 amino acids)
Biological process (GO): proteolysis
Molecular function (GO): cysteine-type peptidase activity; deNEDDylase activity
Source: RefSeq, a predicted model, not a curated record